UCAUAUCUUUUAUACUGUUAUUAAAAAAAUUCAUGAAUAUUAUUAUUUGGUUUUCUUUAACUGCGAAAAAAUGAAGGCCGUGUAUAAUCUGCUCUUCACCUUAGUGGUCAUUUUUGAAUCUAUUGUAGGUGCAAGUUGUUUUCAAAUUACUCGUCGAGACAUCGUUGAAGUAAAAAUGGAGGAUAAUUCUAGUUAUAGAGGAAGCAUCGAUCCAAUGGCUUUUGGGAUGGCACGCACCUGGUUAAACCCUUCUAGAACGGCAAAUAUUACAAGUUAUCACGUUUAUGUACGAUUGUUUACAAAUCAUCAGUACAAAUCGGAACUCAUCCCAGUUAAUGUCCUUUCUGGUCAUGAUCCUCGUCAGCAUCGUCCAACAUACGCUGAACUACGUUACAUUGAUGACGAAUAUUAUACAGCUUCAGAUUUCCAAUUAUACCAUUACGAUCCUCAAGAACUCCCACCUAUUUGCCGCAUUUAUGUAAUAAUGCCAGGAGGCUCUGUCUAUAGUUCAUCGUUAGAUAGCCCGCUGAUUUAAAUUUAGAGAGUGCUAAUUCCUACAGCAAGAGUUAUCCAUGGGACAUCCGAUUUAUCUCCUCGGAUAUUGUAAUAUAUCUGAGGAUAUGAUUAAUUGUCAAAUUAAAAGGAAACUUAAAUUCCUAAUAAUAUAAAAUAAAAGUUAAAACUCUUAA
Messenger RNA from Belonocnema kinseyi, 689 nucleotides. RefSeq lists its product as uncharacterized. The transcript has 2 exons. The record is from RefSeq and is a predicted model, not a curated record. Bases 71 to 535 code for a protein of 154 amino acids. NCBI's taxonomy places the organism in Eukaryota, Metazoa, Arthropoda, Insecta, Hymenoptera, Cynipidae.